CUUUCGUAACCAACUACGAUCAUUCAGAUAAUCAACCUGAGCGUGCCCAUUCACCGAUUUUCCCCCCCUCCCCCCUCCUCUUUUGUCCCCCCACCUGUUCUUCCGGCCUCAGACGCUCGGCGCUUGUCCGGAUCGCAGCGUCGUCCGAGUCACUGUCGGACUCGGAACCACAUUCAAUCGAAGUAGCAGUUUGACCAGAAGAGUUUCACUCUACCGUGGCGUCUAUCAUCAUCCAACCCUCCUAAAUACGGCGGUCUCGUCACCCCGCCUUCGUCACACCGUCUCUGUUAUCAGCCGCCAUGGCCGAUCAAUUCAAAGCGCGCACUUUGAAGCGCAAAAAUGUCAAGGGACUUGCCCUGAAUGCCGCCCCUAAGCCUGCCUCAAAUCCUUCCGAUGGUGAUUCUCAAGCUUCUGGCGCCGUCGGCGCGACCGAAACCACGCGCACUGACACCCUUGAAAUUGGAUUGGAGUUUCGACUUGACCUGCGAAGUGAGGAUCUCAUCACCUUGAAGGAGCUAGGCGCGGGCAAUGGUGGUACGGUUUCCAAGGUCAUGCACGCCUCGACCAAGGUCGUCAUGGCCCGGAAGAUCAUCCGUGUCGAUGCCAAGGAGAAUGUGAGAAAACAGAUUCUACGUGAACUUCAAGUGGGCCAUGACUGCAAUUCCCCCCAUAUCGUGACUUUUUAUGGAGCGUUCCAGAACGAAGCCCGGGAUAUUGUGCUAUGCAUGGAAUAUAUGGACUGCGGCUCACUAGAUCGAAUUUCGAAAGAUUUUGGCCCUGUUCGGGUCGAUGUGCUGGGCAAGAUCACCGAGUCUGUGUUAGCGGGGCUCGUGUAUCUUUACGAAGUCCACCGGAUCAUGCAUCGAGAUAUCAAGCCGUCCAAUAUCACCGUCAACUCACGAGGGAACAUCAAGCUGUGCGAUUUCGGUGUUGCGACCGAGAUCGUUAACUCUAUUGCCGAUACCUUCGUAGGCACGUCGACCUACAUGGCUCCGGAGCGAAUUCAGGGAGGUGCUUACACAGUCCGCUCCGAUGUCUGGAGUGUGGGACUGACGGUGAUGGAACUGGCCGUCGGGCGCUUCCCGUUUGAUACCUCGGACGCAACGGCUGGUGAUCGCGCCAGCGCUGGCCCAAUGGGUAUUCUCGAUCUGUUGCAACAGAUUGUGCACGAGCCUGCUCCGAAACUGCCCAAGAGCGAUGCUUUCCCACCUAUCCUCCACGAGUUCGUCGCGAAGUGUCUCCUAAAGAAUUCCGACGAGCGACCAACGCCGCGGGAGCUCUACGACAAAGAUGCAUUCUUACAGGCCGCCAAGCGGACACCAGUGGAUCUCCAAGAAUGGGCCAUCAGUAUGAUGGAGCGACACAAUCGGAAAUCGUACCUCGCCCCUCCGGCGCCUAAGUCACUCAAGGAUGACAUUCAGUUUUCUUCUUCGCAUCAGUCCAGCCCUGCUGUCAAACCUCCCGUCACCAAACCCCCCGUCACCAAACCCUCCCGCACCCCGCAAUACGCCUCUCCAUCGUCCUCCUCCGGCGAUAUCCCUGCCAUGGGUCACGACAUGCCUGCGCACUAUGCCCACAACUAUGUUCCCGCCAAUCCCUCACCCAGACCUCGCCGGACGACUCGCUCUCCGCCAAUUUCCUUGGAGCAUCUGUCACUGGAGAACCGAGACGAGGAAUAUCGCUCUGGCCGACGGCCCUCCCGUACUCCUGUGGGUGGCCCUUCCCCGGGUCUGGAGCCUCCCAUGCACCCCAUGAGCUCUCGUUCCGCGAGCUCUCACAACACCAAGUCGAGAAUGCCGCUACAGUCCGCAGCCGCCCUCCCUGUCCGCUCGCCGCACCAAGGUCCGUCGGCAGGCUCUAGCGGCAGCAGUUCCUGGCAGCGGUCAAUGCGCGGCGACCACAUGAGCGGUGCCGUCUAAAAGUACGAAUAUGGCCUCUGCAGGGAACACCCCGCUCCGUCUUGAUCAUGACUCUUCAUUCCUCAUUCAACUUCUUCUUCCCCUCUUGCAUCAUUCUCGGCGUAUUCCAAUCAUCGGUCAUGAUAUCAUCUUCCAUCUCGUUUCAUCUUACGUCUACUUACCUACAUACAGAGCUAUACAUACGUGUACCCUUCUUGCCCACAUCCCACUAUUUUUCUCAUCCCCAUCUGUCCAAGCCUGUUUUCUGUCCACUCUCCAAAGCGUGCAAU
Messenger RNA from Aspergillus homomorphus CBS 101889, 2188 nucleotides. RefSeq names its product MAP kinase kinase Ste7 (gene ste7). Bases 300 to 1919 code for a protein of 539 amino acids. Lineage: Eukaryota; Fungi; Ascomycota; Eurotiomycetes; Eurotiales; Aspergillaceae. The record is from RefSeq and is a predicted model, not a curated record. Gene Ontology annotation, biological process: protein phosphorylation. Gene Ontology annotation, molecular function: protein kinase activity; ATP binding. The transcript has 4 exons.